Molecule: messenger RNA, 2118 nt
Organism: Daphnia carinata
Lineage: Eukaryota; Metazoa; Arthropoda; Branchiopoda; Diplostraca; Daphniidae
Product: apoptosis-inducing factor 3-like
Exons: 13
Coding region: 223-2037 (604 amino acids)
Cellular component (GO): cytoplasm
Molecular function (GO): oxidoreductase activity, acting on NAD(P)H; flavin adenine dinucleotide binding; 2 iron, 2 sulfur cluster binding
Source: RefSeq, a predicted model, not a curated record
GCUUGACAAUAGUACGUUAUUGUGAUGAAUUCACCUUAUAAUAUUGAAUUUUGGAAUCUUCCAUGGUUGUUGACGACAUACGUAGUACGCACAAUCACGAUUUAAAAAAUCGUACAGCACCAUCUUUGUUCCUUAGUCGAUUGAUGAUUGGUCAGUGAUAACAGGGAAAUCGAUGAUAGCUGUGUGUAUAGGCUUGUGUCGGUUUUGAUCGUAACGGGAAAAAUGGGCAUAAAUUGUACGAAAAGCCCGAAAGUAAAACCUCAACAUAAAAAUCAACAGGUAGAAAGUGGGACACCAGCUGCUCAGUCUGGUUCACUUCCUAGAGAAGCUGAUUCUGAAAGAAAACCAACAGAUACAGGAAAAGAUGCCAAAGAAAAUUCUAAACCAACAUUGGAGGGUGAUGAGGAUGAAGAAAUUAAAGAAUACAUGCUAUGCCAGUCUGAAGAUUUACAUGAAAAUGAGAUGAAAGUGUUUGAAGCUGGUGAAAAGCAAGUAUUAGUUGUGAAGGAAAAUGGGAAGGUUUAUGCAAUGGGGGCAAAAUGCACCCAUUUUGGUGCCCCAUUGAAUUCAGGCAUAUUUUGUAAAGGAAAAGUUUAUUGCCCUUGGCAUGGGGCAUGCUUUAACUCCAAAACAGGUGACAUUGAAGAAUUCCCAGCUUUGGAUCCCAUACCUGUGUAUCCUGUUAAUAUUGAUCCAACUACCAAUGAGGUUAAAGUCACUUUAAGAAACAAUAGCCACCUUAACAGUCAGGGUGCAACAAAGACACUCUGUAAGGCUUCUGAAGACAACAAUAAAAUGGUUGUCAUUAUUGGAUCAGGUGCGGCUGGUCAUAGUUGUGCCGAAACCCUCAGACAAGAAGGAUUCAGCGGAAGAGUUAUUAUCGUGACUAAGGAUGAAGCUCUACCUUAUGAUCGUACCAAGCUGAGCAAAGCAAUGAAUUUGGAAGCAAAUAAGCUUUCUUUGAGAUCCCAUGAAUAUUAUUCGAAAGGCGAUAUCGAAUUCGUCCUUAACGUCAGCGUUCAAGGCGUGGACGUGGAAGCUAAAUCAGUACUUCUAAGCAAUGGUGACAUUUUAAAAUAUACUUAUUUGGUUAUUGCGACUGGAGGAAGACCAAGGCCUAUACCCUGCCCAGGAACCCAUCUAGGAAAUAUUUUUCUACUUAGGACACCUAACGAUGCAAACCAAAUCGACGCAUUUGCAAACAAUAAAGAAGUUCAUGUCGUGAUUGUCGGAACGUCCUUUAUCGGAAUGGAGGUUGCUGCUUAUCUAGUAGACAAAGCAGCGUCUGUCACGGUGGUGGGAAGGAGUUCCACUCCAUUUAUUCAUGUUUUCGGACCGUUGAUUGGUAAGAGACUGCAACAGUUCCAUGAAGAGAAAGGUGUUAAGUUCAUAAUGGAUGCUGAAGUGGGGGAACUGCUCGGAAAUGAGGAAGGCAACUUAACGGAAGUGUGUCUGACAUCCGGUCGCGUUUUAAAGGCUGAUAUACUUGUUGCUGGACUAGGAGUUUUACCCAGUACAGAUUUCCUACGAGAUUCUGAAAUUAUUCUCGAUAGUAGAGGAUUCGUACCAGUUGACGAACGCUUGAGAACCAAUUGUUCGGAUGUUUAUGCUGUCGGCGAUAUUGCGUCGUUUCCUUUGCGAGCAAAAGAAGAGUGUGACGCUAGAAAACUCGUAAAUAUUGGUCAUUGGCAGAUGGCGCUUCAUCAUGGCCGUACUGCAGCGCUCACUAUUUUGGGGCUAUCGCAACCCAUAAACGAAACAACGGUCCCUUUUUUCUGGUCGUCUAUGUUCGGAAAAAGCGUGCGCUAUUGUGGCUACGCACCAGAUUUUGAUGAUGUAAUAGUGCAUGGUGACAUAGAUAACCUUAAAUUUGCCGCUUUUCUUUGCGAUAAGGAAACAGUACUAGCUGUUGUUACUAUGAACUGUGAUCCGUUGGCAAUCCAGUUUGCUGCUUUGUUAAGACAGCAGAAAAGUCUACUGAAGUCGGAAGUUAUCAAUGAUCCACAAAGCUGGACAACCAUGUUACAGGAACCAUGAAUUAAUUCAAUUGAGAAUUUUAAAAUUAUUUGAAAAAAAUUUUAUGUUUUAUUCACUAAAUACAAAUGACAUUGAUGUUGA